Messenger RNA from Amoebophrya sp. A120, 3862 nucleotides. NCBI's taxonomy places the organism in Eukaryota, Dinophyceae, Syndiniales, Amoebophryaceae. The record is from the annotation of a GenBank genome assembly.
UUUGAGUCGCAGAUGCGGUAUACCAAGUCUAUCAGCUGCACUUGCUCACGCGAAAAUGUUCUUUCAGGUCAGCUUGGUUGUUCAUCGCCGGCUUGUGUUGCUUUUCUGUAGCUGUAUCAUUUUCUUUUUCAACGAACUACGCCAUGUCCGUAUCAGCGUGAAAAAUCCUCCCUCCCCAUAUGAAAACGAAGCUUCUGAUGCUGGAUUUGCGUACACAAUUUAGAUUUGUCUUGCUGGGGAGGACUGCAGGCCCGUACUAAGCCCGAGUAGACAGGUUUUGGCCUAGGCGCUUAGCAUGGCAGACGUCUACACUGGAAGCACAACAGCACGACAAGCCGCCUGUAGAAUGCGGCGGAGCCUGUGGAGUUGCCUUCAUGCAACACAGAGACGAUUUGUGGUCACAAAUCAGCAACACAAAUUUUUGAAAACGUGCCGUGUCAAUAUGGGGAGGGGGGAUUUUUCCUUUUGAUAGUCCGAGCAGCCUUUGAUCAGGGAUUCCUCGACCGCCCGUUCGUCUACACUUUGCAGCGCACAAACGAAUAUCUCGAUGUGGAUGUUGAAGACGAGCGUGCGGACGAACAAGCCUCAAGCGGCACCGCCACGACCUGGCGCCAGACUGGCUCAGCCUUCGUCGCGCGUGUCCUACAGGAGCUUGUCGGAGCAUCCAGGGGAGGAUCUUCUCGAGGCCCCACUUGGUACGUCGGGGAACAGUACCAGUCCCCCUUUCGGCUGCACUCGAACAGCACGAAGAUACAACGAGCAGUCGAACUCGGAUCGGAAAGACAAAGAACUUCAAAAGCAGGGCUGGAAGAUGCACGAGCGCCUUCGUGCCAAAAUGAGGUGUUUGCGCUUUCCCUGGGGAACAAUCUGAUCUUCGAUCGAAGUGGCGUCGUCGAAGUUGGUGUGCUACAAAAUGAUCGUGAUGGAGGGCAGCUGCACACAGAAUCAUCGACGUUGGACCUAGACGAUGGGGUAGUGUUGCUGAGCCCAGAGGACGACGAGGAUCAGGAUGUAGGAUUCUUCCAGCCCGUUGGCAAGGCAGCUCAGUUUAGAUAUUCUCGCUGGUCGUCUUGCAGCUCAAAUGUUGGACACGGCGGGGACGACGAGAGCUCGUUUUCAACAUCCCGCGGAGACGACUAUGCUGCACGGGAUUUUCUCACGGGCCGGGCACGCCUGCGGAUUCGAUUUCCUCACUUGGUUCGAAACAUGUGGCGCCACCGAGAAACAAAGGAACGUUCGCCAAAUACACACGAAAGCGUUGUGUAUCCCUCUGCGACGCUCGACGUGCGAUUCAAAAGCAGCAAGGACGAAGCAGCUGAGAACGCGCUGGACGACCCAUCAGGAGAUGAUCGACAAAAUAACGACGUGCUCGUGCAGUCUUUGCGUUUAACCUACCUCGCCGCCAGAAGCGGAAGCCCCGGCGUGGACUCGCGGCCACAGCCUCUAUUGACGACUGUAUUACGGAGCGAUCAGGUGUCCGUUUUGUUGGAGAAGAAAAGGACGCAACACGCACAGAUAAAAUCCAUUCACCUGCACCGCGAUCUGCGCAUUGCGGAUCGAGCGCUUCUGUACGUUGGUGCGGCCGAUUACGAAGAGCUGGUCACAGAUCGGACCAACGUGUUCACGCGCUACAAAGCCGCGUGGUUCUUUGAAGCAGACCCGGUCACGUAUGCGAAGCUGCAAACGAACUUGCGAGUUGCAAACAAGAAGUACGGGGGCAGUACUGAUCUUCCUGCAGAGGACAGACCCAUGGCCGGCGACGUGUGUUUCUGCGCGAGCAGCCGCAUCGUGAACGAGCAGCAGGACGGGACGGUGGACUUUCGCGUGCAUGACUGGCAGGCCAUCGAUGUUGUGCAGGAGCGGUUUGGCUGGGACUUCCGAAUGGGGAGCCUACUGGAGACGAAGAUGCCCGAGGAAGGCACGUUCAAGGGCGACGAGGGUCACAACGGGGAAGAGGGAGAGGCGGCAGGUGGCUCUCCUGCCUUCUCUUCCUUUGACGAGCAGUAUAACGCUACGGUGCUCCAGUUGCCAACUACAACGCUAUCGACGAUAAUGCGCGGUAUUGCGUUCGGGUUUUUCACGCCUCAUCACCAGAGCGUGAGAGAGAAGGAAGCUAAGUCUUCACGACCCCUCACAAGUGCUGGGCAGGCCGGUACAGCAACAUCAGCUACAGCACCACUGCUCGCCCCGUCGUGUUGCAUCGAUCCGGUGGGGGAAGCGAAGAAAGCGGAAGCUAACAUUAGUUUCGUACAAGAGGUGGAAGCAAAAAGGUCGUCCACCGCAAAACCCUCAGUGGUGUCGGCUUCCGCAGUCGCGCCCGCAUCGCAAAGCGAAGUAGAUGUCGGAUCAUUCGACUUUCAUAGUUUGAAGCAACUGAAGAAGGACCCGUUUGCCUCGUCGCGGAUACCGCCCAGCCCCGCUGCCGACGUCGUGGGGAUUCUCCAGGAGCAGGCGUGCAGAAAAGCGGCGGAGCAUCAUGACGCAUCUGCGGUCGACAUCAGAACCAAAAGGAAGGCCAGUGCCGCGUGUAAAGUUGUUCAUGGGAGGACCACGCAGCCCAGUCAGGUUCUGGAUAGCGGAGAUGGUCGUGAAGAGCGCCGGCCGGUUCAUGGUGCCAAGAACAAGAUCCAGUUCGAUCUGAUCAUCGAUGUGCAGGGGGCGGAGCUGAGCGUGCUUGCGGGGAUAGAACAAGACGCGGACUGGGAGCGCAUUGGGUCGAUCGGUAUCGAGAUUACGACGCUCGAGUACAAGAGCUUUCCCACGUACAUCGGCGGGGCGAAAUUUCCGGACGUCGACAACCUGCUCACCAAGCGAGGCUUUGUUCUGCAGCCCACCUGGCAGAUCAACCCCGCGUGGAUUUUUGGCGCGGGAUGGAAGUACCAGGCGGCCGAGGUGGUGUCCUGCAACCGGGUGACGGACCUCGCCUUCGCGCUGGAGCGGUCGAAGCGGCACCUGUUUUCCCUGGGCCUGCCACCGCACCAGCACGGACUCGAUCACAAAGAGCCGGUUUUUUCCGGGCCUCCCGGCCUACCGGAGGCUGCGAGGACGCAGUACGAGGCGCGGGUGGACGCGAUCAACAGAAUAGUGAAGGAGGCACAAGCUGUUACUGCCCUUUUGGAAGCGGGAACAAACACACGGGAGUUCGUGCAAGUGCCCGUGUUUGGGGACGGCUUUUUGGCGGAACACCUGCAUAUUACCCCGGCUGGCGAACACGCGGCGCGUCGUCUGCCCCAGGACGAGAGCGGGGGCUCCAAGAACGAACGUUCGGAUGAUGUCGAUGCUGGUCGCGAGCAGCGAAAAGUUGCGCUAUCUCCUGAAGAUAUGAGGCUCUUUCCUCGGCUUCGCACUCUUGCGCGGAAGCUAGGGACGGUGUUGCGGUUGCUACGGACAGUAUUGCGCAUUACGGACCUUUUCGUUCGGCCCGACCUGCUGAAGCUCAUACAGAAAUGGGGGCUCGAACGAGAGUUGCUGGAAGAUCUCCCUGUAUGGGAGGACGCGGUGGAAGAGAGUGUGGCACUGUCACCGCUGGAACGCAAAAAAAAGCUGGAGCAGGAACAAGAAGAACAGAGGCGAAGCAGGGCAUCACAAAGAGAGGGGUUGGAGGAGCGGCAAGAUCGGCUCCGGCUGGACGAUGUCAGGGGCAAGAAUAGUAUAUUCGAUAAUUCAGAAUCAGAUGAGGAAGAGCAUCAGAAUCCUCAGACAGUUGCAAGGACUUUGGAAUUAGUCCAGAACCUGGCUGACGCUCGCUAUCUGUGCCAUGUUGCCUGGAUUCCCUCCCACGGAGACGCGGAGUACUCGCGCAUGCAUUUGCUGCAAGUGGGUCGCCAUUUCGUCCAAGAGAUUUGAAGGAAAAAUCGCACAU